GCGUCUUCAGUGGUAAUGUCCUUUCAAAAAGCCGAAAAGGCGGCCGCGCAAAAGGUUCAACCGCCUCCUCGUGAAGUCCUCAAAGAACUCGAUGAUGCUGUCGUCCAUUUUUUAAGAAACCGUGUGGAAUGGACCCGACAAAUCUCGCAUAUCGAAGCCAAAUUGCAAGGAAAGCAACAGGAAAUGGAAACACUGGACUGUUACAUGAAAACACAGCCGAGGUUUGGCAGAAAGCGGAAACGAGAAGAGGACCACGCCGCGUUGGAUUCAGCGGAUGCUGCUGCUCUUGCCGCUGUGGAUGCCACUGCUGCUGCUGCGAAUUUUGCUGAAAAGGAGGAGCCAAACAUCACAGUGAUCGAAUGAAUAUCAUACAUAGCCACGAGCUGGGCAGUCACCUGACAAUCACCAACUGCAAACUAUCGAUCGAG
Seminavis robusta is the source of this 428-nucleotide messenger RNA. The record is from the annotation of a GenBank genome assembly. NCBI's taxonomy places the organism in Eukaryota, Bacillariophyta, Bacillariophyceae, Naviculales, Naviculaceae.